UCCCCUCGCAUGCGCCGCACUCCCCUCGCAUGCGCCGCACUCCCGCGCAUAGCCAGAGACGGAGACUGGCCGGGUAGCCCCGCCCCCGUAGUCGGCGCGGUGCUUUUCUUCCGCUCCGGGUAGGCUCCGUUUCCCUUUCCGGGCGGGCAGGCGGCGGACCCCAGUGUCUUUAUCCCUCUUUUGCACAGAGUCAGCUUCUGCAGCUCUCCUGGGCUAGCAUGGCAGCGUGGAAGAGUUGGACGGCCCUGCGGCUCUGCGCCACAGUUGUUGUACUUGAUAUGGUCGUCUGUAAAGGAUUUGUAGAAGAUUUAGAUGAAUCGUUUAAAGAAAAUCGAAAUGAUGACAUUUGGCUUGUAGAUUUUUAUGCACCAUGGUGUGGCCAUUGUAAAAAGCUGGAACCGAUUUGGAAUGAAGUUGGUCUUGAGAUGAAAAGCAUUGGUUCUCCAGUUAAGGUUGGAAAGAUGGAUGCUACUUCCUAUUCUAACAGAGUUUUGCUCUUAUUGCCCAAGCUGGAGUGCAAAGGUGCAAUCUUGGCUCACUGCAACUUCCACCUCCCGGGUUCAAGUGAUUCUCCUGCCUCAGCCUCUCGAGUAGCUGGGAUUACAGGCAUUGCUUCAGAGUUUGGAGUUCGAGGUUAUCCAACAAUUAAGCUAUUAAAAGGGGACUUGGCAUAUAAUUAUAGAGGACCACGAACAAAAGAUGAUAUUAUUGAGUUUGCUCACAGAGUAUCUGGGGCUCUAAUUCGGCCACUUCCAAGUCAACAAAUGUUUGAACAUAUGCAGAAGAGACACCGUGUAUUUUUCGUUUAUGUAGGUGGAGAAUCACCUUUGAAAGAGAAAUACAUAGAUGCUGCUUCAGAAUUGAUUGUAUAUACAUACUUCUUUUCUGCCUCAGAAGAAGUGGUUCCUGAGUAUGUGACACUAAAAGAGAUGCCGGCUGUGCUUGUUUUCAAAGAUGAAACUUACUUUGUUUAUGAUGAGUAUGAAGAUGGUGAUCUGUCGUCAUGGAUCAACAGGGAAAGGUUUCAGAAUUACCUUGCUAUGGAUGGCUUCCUCUUGUAUGAACUUGGAGACACAGAUCUGAAUGCCAGUUCUUUACGAGAAUGUAAACUGAUAUUACCAGAAGAUAUACCUUUGCAUGUGGGAAAGCUUGUGGCUCUUGCAGUUAUUGAUGAGAAAAAUACAUCAGUUGAACAUACCAGAUUGAAGUCAAUUAUUCAGGAAGUUGCAAGAGAUUACAGAGACCUCUUCCAUAGGGAUUUUCAGUUUGGCCACAUGGAUGGAAAUGACUACAUAAAUACCUUGCUGAUGGAUGAAUUGACAGUCCCAACUGUAGUUGUACUGAAUACUUCAAACCAGCAAUAUUUCUUGCUAGAUAGACAGAUUAAGAAUGUUGAAGACAUGGUCCAGUUUAUUAAUAACAUUUUGGAUGGCACAGUAGAAGCCCAAGGAGGUGAUAGCAUUUUGCAGAGAUUGAAAAGGAUAGUAUUUGAUGCCAAAUCUACUAUUGUGUCUAUAUUCAAGAGCUCACCACUGAUGGGCUGCUUUCUCUUUGGCCUGCCACUGGGUGUCAUCAGUAUCAUGUGCUAUGGAAUCUACACAGCCGACACAGAUGGAGGUUAUAUAGAAGAACGAUAUGAAGUGUCUAAAAGUGAAAAUGAAAACCAAGAACAGGUAGAAGAGAGCAAAGAACAGCAGGAGCCCAGCAGUGGAGGAUCUGUAGUGCCUACAGCGCAGGAGCCCAAGGAUGUAUUAGAAAAGAAGAAAGAUUGAGACUUGAUGACUAUAAAAUAUUUGAUAGGACUUCAAAUUAUUAAAGAGUCUAUUUAUUGAAUUUAGACAUUUAAUCAUGAUCUUUACAGAAAAGAACAUGUUAUUCGUAUUUUGCUAAUAUCAACUGCAUGGAUUAAAGUAGUCCCUCCAUACAUGGGGAAGUGUUUGGAGCAAAGAGAUGAACAGUUUAUCUGAAACAAACACAGAGCACUCCAUCAAAAUUUACCUGAUCUUUGUGAUUAGAACAGGACAAUUCUAUUUGCAUGUUUCUCUAUCUGAAUAUUCUGUGACAAAAAGUUAAGAUUCUUGGGCAGAAUAUUUAAAUUGGUCAGUCAGGUAGAAGAUACAUGUGUGAUAUAGAAAAAUAGUGCCUCUCCUGCUGCCAUCUGUUUCCCUCAUAUAUUUUGGACAAGAUUUAUAUGGACAAAAUUAAGUCUUUAAAAUUUAGGCACUUUAAGAACUAAUAACUUUUUCCAUGUAUCAAGAUUAUGAGGUUAAAAAUAAUGUGGUUUUAUAUAGCAUAGUGGUUUUAUUUUGUUAGUUAUUUUUAAAGGAGAAGAAAUGUUACUUUUUAACUUUAUACUCAGUUGCAUUAUCAUAAAAUUUUCAUAUAUGCCUAGAUAAUGGGGAAAAAAAGUCUUGUGAUUGACUCGCAAAAUGAACAGGAUUUACUGAGUAGAGGUUUCAGCCCAUUCCUUGGAAUACUCCUAACAGGUAUUUCAUCAGUCAUCGUAGGUUGGGGAAGGGUCUCUAUUAAUCCUACUCUGCUUUAGCCAGAACAGCCUAGUAUUUUAUUUCUAUUUUAUAUAUUGAGAUUUCUUCUAACAUUUCCUUUGAUAAAAAUCUUCUGCUUUUUGAAAAGUGGUAUGUAUCAUAUUUUUAUGUUUCUGGUGUGUAAACUUCAUGGUAACUUCUACUCUAGAAUACGUACGUAUGCACCCACAGACACACACAGUUUAUUGACACAUCUAUUAUGUAAUGCUGUAGACCUGUCCGUGUCUGCUUCAUAAGGAGUAACGACUGACAUUAGCAUGUCCAGUGACAAGUCACAUCCGGUGUAAAAAAAGACAUCAGCCAGUUACCUUCUCCAUUUUCUUAGUUCUGUCACCCAUUUCGUCAGGUGACCUCUCAUCUUCUAUAAACUAAUACAGGAAUUCUUUCCAAAGCAAUGUCUAAAAACUCUUUUUUUUAAAGUAACAGUUUGGUAUGUUUAUUGUAGAUAAAUUAUUUUUGAGGCCUUCAUUUUAGCUAAGUUUAGAAUUUAUAUUAGGCAACUAUGAUUUGAGUGGUUAUUCAUUGAGUAAUUUUCCACUGUAAGGAAUUUUAUUGAACAUUUAUUUAAAAAUAAUGUAAUGCAUGGUCAAAAAAUAUGUAAUUCAUGGUCUGGGCACUGACGUUGUUUAGGGAUUUCGUCAUCAAGGACAGCCUUCUGUUGUUUCUAAUGCCAUACUAAUCAAGACUGUAGGGACACUUGCAUCUUAAGUACUAAGGAAUUACUAGUGAUUGUUUUAUUUUAUCCAUGUACUCUUUUAGUAUUUAAUAAUUAAAUACCUAUUCUUAGUGUUUGACACUCCAUAUUUCUUUUUUUUGGAAAUGAAACAAAUAUGCAGUCCAAAAUUCAGGAACUACUAGAGUGAAAUGAUAUUAAGUGGAAACCAGAGAUAAAUGCUGUUAAUUUAACAAGUAGAUUCUUCUCCAAAGAAUAAUGAGUGAUUCUUGGGAAGAUAAAUGUUAAUGUUCCCAAUAGUCAAGCUUGUUUUGCAGUAGUGAAAAGCUUAGAUGAGUACAGAUGCCUCAUUUGAAACUCAGCCUAGUAAGGAAGUGAAAACUUAGCAGUCAGUGACAUGGGGAAAUAGUUAUAGAAAAUGUCAUUGAAUUUUUUCAUAUUUAUAGUUAGUCAUUUACAUAUUUUUGUCUUGUUGAUCAUUACCUGUAAAUGAAAGACCUUAAUAGGAAAAAAAGAGUAAAGCUCAGUGUGAAUGCAAACAUCCACAAAAUAUGAUCUUCGUUUAUAUUCUGUGAUGUUGUUUAUAAAUGAAUGCCUCAGUUCUCUGCCACCCUUUUCACAGCUUUGUACUGUUUGCCUUAUAUUCUAUUUGUGCUUUUAAAGUGUGUCUGUUGGGAAAACAAAAUGUGUAGGUGGUUUGUAAGUGAAUAAUUUUUAUUUCUUCUUGUAUUAAAAUUUUGCUUUCUUCUCUACUUUGGGAGAUGUUUAUUUACAUUGUCAGACUAUUCACAAAACAGAUUUUAAAAUUUGUUUGCUCGUAUGCUAUUCCCUUCAGUGUGAUAUCAGAGAUUACUAUGAAUGUUAGUUUCAUUCCGUGAAACAUUACUUCCAUAUAAAGACAGAUCUCUUAAUAAGUGAAUCUAGUGGAAGAACAUAGGUAUCAUUCUAAUUCCAUGAUAAAUUUUGUCAUGACUGUAUAUGAAUAAUGGGGUCCUUCAGGAAGUUGGAAUUUUUGCCUUCUCUUAAUUGCAGUGAAGUUCUCUUUAUAACUUCUAAAAUUCAGAAUUCUAGAUCCUUGCUUUUGCAGAAUUUGGUGCUCAGACAAUAUUUAAGGACAUUUCAGCGAGACAAAGUGCAUGUUUUUAUCGAGUACCCUGUGCACCACAUUAUAUCUGGCAAUUCUUUUUGUUUCAUUAUGUGCAUCAAUAUUUUUCUCAGCUACUAUUACCUGAAACUUGUUUAACAUGUAUUAGACCUAGAAUUUUCAUUUUCUUUCUCACAUAGUUGCUUCCUGGUAUCUGAUUUAGAAAUAACAUUUAAAUGCCAAAUAUCUGGGGGAUUGAAGGAAGGGUCUAUAUGAGCAGGUAAAUUAGCAGUACUGUUAUUGUUUAGUGGAUAUUGUUAGUGACUUUUUGUGUGUGUUUUGCUUUGGGACCUUUUUAUUUUGGUGUUGCAAAAAGUAACAGAUAUUUUCAUCAUUGCUUCAUACGACAUGGAGUUAGGACAGGGAAAAAUCAUUCAACACUCCUUAUGCAUUAAAUGAUCAAAUAAACCAGUGUGGGAUAUUAAGACUAUCACUUGGUGGGAUUAGGCUUGACAUUUUAUUUUUAUAAAUAUAUAUUUUUUCUGAAUGUGUCUGAGUCCAAGAGUGGGCAAAAAAUAAUUUUCUACUUUGGACUAAUCUAUAGAGGUUUUUGAAAGUCUGCAUUACUAACUUGUUGAAUUCAUGAUAUUCUGCCUAUGGCACAAAUUGUAAACCUUUGUUUUUCUAAAAUAAAGUAAUUGAAAACCUGCAA
Molecule: messenger RNA, 5015 nt
Organism: Pan troglodytes (chimpanzee)
Lineage: Eukaryota; Metazoa; Chordata; Mammalia; Primates; Hominidae
Gene: TMX3
Product: thioredoxin related transmembrane protein 3
Exons: 18
Coding region: 219-1772 (517 amino acids)
Cellular component (GO): cell surface; endoplasmic reticulum
Source: RefSeq, a predicted model, not a curated record